AUGUCCCAAAACACCAGAGGUCUCUUACAACACCCAUCCUCGAGUAGUGUUGGCGGUGAUGCCACAGGAAAUUCAUCAUCCCAACAACAACAACAAGGCUUAUCAUCUUUUCUUCAGCAACAUCAUCCGAACGGCCAUAAUUCUUUCAAUCCUCCUUCCAUAGGCUUGACCUCCUUUCUUUUGAAUCCUCCAUCCCAACAUCAUCCAUCCAUGAGUACUCUCAACAACAAUAAUAAUAACAUCAACAAUAGAGGAUCAAUUCAUAUUUCUUCCAAUCUGUCCUCAUCCAUGGCGAGUAGUAGUAGUGGCAGCGGUGGUGGUGGUGGUAUUCAUCCUUUUACCAUUUCCUCUUCAUCUUCUGUACCUCUCUCAGCUUCCUCCUCAUUGCCCUCUCUCCUCACAACAACUCCCUUUACUGCCACGACGAUUCACACCUCCAUUCCACCAUCACAUUUCCUUACUGGAUUACCACCCUCAACAACAAUGAGCUCAAACACUCCUUCCGAGAAGAAGCGAAAAACAUCCACAUCCGUCCACACUGCCCGAAACAUUACUAAUAAUGACGACGAUGAUGAAGAAGACGAUGACACACACAAGAUUGAAAUUGAUGACUCGGUGGCAGAUGAAACAACAACUCCCACCAAACCAAUGAGCUCAAUGACAAGUGCCACUCAAAGUGAUACCAAACGAAGGAAAGGUUCUGAUGGUACCAUUUCUUCUGUCUCAUCAUCGACACAAAAAGGCUGUAAUUGUAAAAAGACUGGAUGUUUGAAACGAUAUUGUGAAUGCUUUCAGAAUAACAAACGAUGUACAGAUAAGUGUCGUUGUCAGGGUUGUAAGAAUUAUGACGGCUGUCCUGAUUUGUGUCGAGUUUUGGAGAAGCAAACAAAAUCUGGAACGAGCUCUUCAGGAGGAGCGACGAAUAGCCAGAGAAAAGUCAACUCACAAAAGAGAAAACAAGCUCAGAGUCAAAGCAGUAGCUCAUCGGUGGGCAGUGGUGCGGCCUCAAUCCUGACGUCCAACACUUCUCGUUCUCAACAACCUUCUUCACAAAUUGGUAGUCCCUCCAUACUGGGAGGUGGAGGAAUUAUAAUGGCACAUGGAACAGUCCCGUCUUUUGCUGCUCAUCACUAUCAACCUCCACCGAUUAAUACGGAUCAAGUUUCAGCUUCAUUAUAUCAACAUCCUUUAAGCUGCGUCUUUGGCGAAGAGAGUGUUGUGGAAUUGUGUAAGAGACUUGUGAUUGCUUCUGUUCAACAGGAGCAAAUUUUCAUAGAUGAAUGGGCAAGCAAGUCCGGCACAUUGUUGUCACCACCCCUCACCUCUCCCAAAAACAAUUCCAAACCAAAGGAAACUGCUGCUGGAAGCAAUACAGACAAUUUUCUUUUGUGUGACGAGGAGGAUGUUACCAAUUCGACCGCGAACCUUAAUCAAGCACAACCUCUGCAAUCUCCACGAAAAAUCUAUCCGAAAGGUUUUGAGAAUGGACUCCUCAACUCAAUCAACACUCGUGUCGUGCAAGAGUUCAAGCAAUUUCUUACCCAACAGCCUUACUUUCAACAAACCGAUCAUCAAGAAUAA
Messenger RNA from Naegleria fowleri, 1581 nucleotides. RefSeq lists its product as uncharacterized. Gene Ontology annotation, cellular component: nucleus. The coding region runs from base 1 to 1581 and encodes 526 amino acids. The record is from RefSeq and is a predicted model, not a curated record. Gene Ontology annotation, biological process: regulation of DNA-templated transcription. NCBI's taxonomy places the organism in Eukaryota, Heterolobosea, Eutetramitea, Acrasida, Naegleriidae. The transcript has a single exon.